Melanaphis sacchari is the source of this 2370-nucleotide messenger RNA. It is a transcript of the gene Bili, whose product is annotated as FERM domain-containing protein 8. The record is from RefSeq and is a predicted model, not a curated record. Gene Ontology annotation, cellular component: plasma membrane; cytoskeleton. Bases 189 to 1730 code for a protein of 513 amino acids. Gene Ontology annotation, biological process: negative regulation of canonical Wnt signaling pathway. NCBI's taxonomy places the organism in Eukaryota, Metazoa, Arthropoda, Insecta, Hemiptera, Aphididae. The transcript is spliced from 11 exons.
UGAUAUCAAAUAAUAAACUUUAAUUAAGUAAUAACUAAUCAGUAUAGACAUUAGACAAUUGAACUAUAGUGAAAACACUUAAACAUCGAAUAAUUACAACAACAACAUGUCUUUAUACAUCACAAUUUAAUAAAUUACGAGUUGGUUACUCCCCUCUUCGUCGUGAAAUAAGCUGAAACAAACUAAAAAUGGAGUCAGAUAAAUAUAUUACGAUUGUUCCUGUUGAGUAUCCUCGAAACAGGCAACAAUUUAUACGGCCUCCCGAUGAAUACAGUGAUUUUCCUCAAAACCGGAAUUGGCCUCAUACGAGAGCGGUAAGAACUGAAUCAAGUACUAUGCGAAGAAAAGAACUCAAACGAUCAUUGGAACACAAAAGAUCUCACAAUCAUUCUCUUAAUGAUCCUAUACAAUUGUGUUCUAAGCCAAUAAUAAGUGCUCCCCUUGCAUUUCAAACCGCCCCAAAGCCAAAAAAAAACCCGCUAAGUGUAUAUAUUUAUACAAUGGCUGACAUAGUCUUACAUAUGGAUAUAGAAGAUGCAAACACAACUACAAUAUCAGAUCUUGUUGAUAUUAUAAUACAGCAAAAAAAUUUAGGAUUAUCAAGAAUUGCUAAGAAUAUUUUUACAAUUUGGAUGAAAUCAAAUGUUUUAGAAAUUCAAUUAAAACCACAUCAUAAAUUAUUGACAGUUUUUCAAAAAUGGUCCUCACUUGAAGAAAAAUAUUGCAUUCAAACUAAAAAAAUUAUUUUUAAAGAACCCAUUUUAAGUUUUCAAAGAAAUGUGUUCUUUCCUAGAAAAGAUGAAGAAAAAAUUAAGGAUCAAAAAAUUAUUGAGUUGUUGUACGCCGAAGCUAAAUAUAAUGUAUUACAAGGUCGGUACCCUGUUGAAGUUAACCACUGUUUAAUGUUGGCUAGUUUGCAGUGCCGAAUAGAAUUAGGUCCAAAUAAUUUACAACAGUACACCUCAAGUUUUUUUAGAGAUAACCGGGAAAGAUUUUUACCUUCCCAUUUAUACAAAAGCUGGUCAUCAUGGUUAAAUCUUGAUAGAAAAAGUACACCUCAUUCUCGGCUUGCAGACCAUUUAAAACAUAUACAGAUAACUGGAUCUGAUCGUAGACUUUACCACAAGUAUUUAGAAUGCUGUUACAUGCUACCAUUUUAUGGGUGUGCUUUUUUCCAUGGUCAAAUUGAACAACCUGUUCGAGGUUUGAUGUCUUUAAUUAACCAUAAAGAUAUUCCUAUUUAUAUUGCAGUCAACACCGAAGGAGUUUAUAUUUUAGAUUGUGUGGAAAAUAGUUUGUUGUUGGGCCUUAAGUAUCAAGAUUUUUCUUGGGAAUUUGCUAAGCCAUCCCAAGAAGAUAAUGAUCAUUGUUUACCGUGUAUAUUUCUACAGUUUUUAGUAUUAGAAAAUGGAACAAGAGUUUCAAAAAUUUUACAAGUAUUUUCUAAACAAGCUGUUAUGAUAGAUGCUCUAAUUGCAUGCUUUGUCGAAGAUUUUAGACACAAAUUAGCUAUGAAUGAAUAUGACGAUGUAGACAGAACUGGCGGCUUUGAACAUAUUUCUGUUGGAGAUGGAUCUCAAAUACCUUUGGCACAUUUGUUUCGCAGUGAACCACAAUCUCGAUUAUGUAAUAAACUAAAUAAGUUGACACUUGCUACAUUCGACGAAGACGGUAUGUUAGUUUAUAAUAAUUGUCUAUGUUAUACAGAUUAUCUUUUUAUAGUUUGUUAGCAUGUACUCAUCAUUUAGAAAGUUGUUAAUACCAUAAUUUAUUUUUAUCAUUCACAUUUCACAAUCAUGCAUGAUUUGUAGGCUAUUUAUGAAUUUAAUCUACUGCAUUGGACUAAAGUAAGUUUUUAAUGAUUUUUAAUUAAGCUUUGUUACUAAUGUUGUUCCGUUCAAGAUUUAGAUUUAACUAAAUUAUUAACUGUAUUAUCAUACAUUAAAUAAAAUAAAAUAUGCAAAGCUAAUGCAAUCAUUUAUUACAUAUUUUAGUUUGGAUUUGGCUUACUAGUGGCGCAUUAAUGUAAGACAAGGUGAGAAAUAAGUAUCUACUCAUUUCCUGCCACCAUGCACCACUAGUGAGUCAGAUCAAAUUAAAAUAAUUACAUUGGCGUUGCCAUUGAUUAUUUAUUAUUAUAGUAUUUAUAAUCAAUUAUGUUACCUAGCUUUAGUGGUUAUCCAUUAUUCAAUCUAUGGUAUUACUUAUAAAUAAUUAUCAACUGUUAUACAAUAAAAUAGUGUAUUCAUACAUUUUUAAGCGAGUCCAACCAUAUCUUAAUUAAUCUCAUUAACUAGUUAAAAUAACUUUUAGCAUUAAUUCUGUAACUUUAUUGCCUAAGAAAUAAGUUGACUAAUCCAAAAUUUAUAA